Musca domestica (house fly) is the source of this 1761-nucleotide messenger RNA. RefSeq lists its product as uncharacterized. Lineage: Eukaryota; Metazoa; Arthropoda; Insecta; Diptera; Muscidae. Bases 814 to 1536 code for a protein of 240 amino acids. The record is from RefSeq and is a predicted model, not a curated record. The transcript is spliced from 4 exons.
UGGUUGUUUUUGGUUUUGCGUUUCACAAAAAUUGCCGCUGCUGACUUUAGUUUACUUUUAGCUGCCGGCCCAAACGACGGGGUAGAACGGUUCGAAUUAGGAAAGAAAAAAAAAACAAAAUAAAAGUUAGCGGCCACCGACGAAACGUGAAAGCGCGUGAGACAUACAACUAACGACGGCGAUCAAGCAAAAAAAUAACAACAAAAAUUGCAGGACGGACGCGUGUUUUGUUUUCUUAAGAGAUCGACGGACGGUUGGACGGUAUAUGUCGGCGGUUCGAAAGCGGCGGCAUAGUUUGGCAAAGUUUUUUGUUUUCUAAGCAAAGAAACAACAACAAAGUGAUCAAAUUUCUACCUAACAAAAAUGGUCUAGAACGUCGGAAUUCAACCGUUUUACAACAACAAGGAACGCAGGUGCAUUUUUUCUACACAAAUCAAGCUAAAACUUCGUCAUAAGCAGCAAUACCAAAAAUAAAAAAAAUCUGAAAAAUUAAUUCCAACCAAUAAAUCGAAACGCAAACAUUCGAAUAAUCAAAACAACACUGCCACCACCAAAUGUUUACUCUAAACAAAUUCAGAAUUUGUAGUAUUUAAAUCAAUUAUUUAUUCAACUUAAUUUUAUACCAAAAAAUCCGAAAAGAAAAACAGAAAAACACACCAAAACAAAUCGAAAAAUCUCAACAACAAAUAACAACAACAAAAAUAAAUACCAAAAAAAAAAUACCCAACGACAAAACACCAAAAAAAAAAAAAAAAAAGAAGAAGGAAGAAAAACGCAUUUGAUUUUGAAUCCAAUUCCUCCUCCACCUUCACAAUGAACUGCGUAGCAAUACCGCCCUCAGAUGAAAAGCGUAACGCUGCUGGUGGAGCAUCUGUUUCCUCGGCAACUGCCGCCCUAGCAGUCACCCCUUUACACAUCAUACACAGUGAGGUGACACUGACGUCACCGCUGCCCAUUGAACACAGCAGUGCACUGCUGGGUCAUCAGGGCUCCCCUUCUGCCCUCACCAAUAAAUCACAAUCUCUGCAGAGGACCACAACAACACAUCUCUAUUGUCGUUCGCUGGAAAAAGAUGCCACCGCCUUGGCAGUGCCCCAUGGCCAGCGAAGAUCCUCCAACUCACGGGGGUUUGCCUCCUGCUUGAGGGGUGAAAGGGACGAUGCAUUUUUGGAUUAUCAACAGCGGGCGAUACAGUAUGAUAUGGCAGCAGCCGCACAGGCGGCAGCCCAAUGUCGGGCUGCCCAACAACAGGGCAACGGCAGCAGCAGUCAUUGUUAUCAGCAGCAACAGCAACAGGAUUACAUUAUGGACGAAAAUCAUCCCGUUCAGGUGUUGCAGACGAGCAUGUGCAGUGCGGGCAGUGGCGGCAGUAACUUCGAUACGACAACGGGCAGGAGUGAGUACAAAUCGAAAACCCUGCCACGGAUACACUUCGACAACUCCAUAAAUGAUAUGUCGCUGAAUGAAGGUAAAUAUUUUGAAACUGCACCAGAUAUUUGGGAAGAAAAUAGUCCAGGUAACAUAUGUUUUAGUUGACGUUAAAAACCCCCCGUGUUAUGAUAUGACAUAUCAUGCACGAAUUUAAAGUUAUUCAUAAAAUUAAAAAAAUAUAUAUGUCUUUGGCUUAACUUCAUUAACACCAAGCCAAUUCGAUCGUUAAUUCUAUUCUCUGCACCUUUUACUUUACACACUGUAUUCCAAGCAAUUUACUUCAUAUAUCAUUGUGUUUGAGUCGCCCUUUAACUUAAUUAAUUAUUGUCU